GAAAGUGAAAGUAUGAGCUGACUGAGAAACAGAGGAGCUGCUUGACUCCAGCGCACGAGUCUGACAAAAUGGAAGGCAGCUCCAGGAAGUUCAGACAUGGUGGCAAAAAUGAAUCUUGUGUUGUACCUUUGGACCUGUAUUGUUACAUGAUGAACGCUCACACAGACAAACUACAGCGCCUCGAGAGAGAAAAUGGCGUCAGAAUCACUGAACAUGUGUCAGUGUCCUUCAAAGUCGACGAGGAACAUGGAAACCCCCAAAAGGCGGCAGAUGACUUUAUGAAGCUGGUCCAGUCUUGCCUCGGUGAAUUCAGUGGUUUUACUCUCAAUGAAGUCGGUCCUGUAGAAGGAGGCGCUGUGAAAAACCAAAGUGCUGCUGAAGCUAAGGAGGAUGAGAAAGACGAUAUCUGCCCCGUGUGUUUGGAUGAUUUCACCAAAAAGACUCAACUCAGAUCCUGUAAACAUGAGUUUUGUGAGGAGUGUCUGGAGCAAUCGGUGAAAACACAAGGAGCCGUAUGUCCAGUGUGUAAAGACGUGUUUGGUUUGGUGGAAGGAAACCAGCCCCAUGGGACGAUGACCUGGGUCACAUGUCCCUCAUCCCUCCCUGGGUACGAGGGCUGUGGCACAGUAGAGAUCAUCUAUGACAUCCCAAGUGGAACUCAGACGGCUAAACACCCCAGUCCUGGACAGAGGUAUACUGGGUUACACAGAACUGCGUAUCUACCAAACAACAGAGAGGGUAACGAGGUUCUGCAUCUGCUGAAGAGAGCCUUCGACCAAAAACUCAUCUUUACUGUGGGAACGUCACGGACCACCGGAGCCAACAACAUGGUCACAUGGAAUGACAUCCACCACAAGACGAGCACACACGGGGGACCAGAGAGGUUUGGUUAUCCUGAUCCUUAUUACCUGAGCAGAGUCAAAGAGGAGCUGAAAGCAAAAGGCAUAAAGUGAUCGCCACAUUUAUCACAUGCACUACAAUAUAUAUACAUGCUUGGUAGUUUUCACCAAAUUAACCUAUUUUUGAUUUUUUUUUUAUUAUUAUUUCUUGUUUCGAGUUUUUUUUUCUACUAAACUGUGUUUAUGUUUUUUUCUUACAUAUUUUGGCACCUUCAGUGCAAACUAGGUAAAUUUGCAGCUAAAAAAAUGUUCAGAUAAAAAAAAAACAAAAAAAAAAACUCCUGCCUAAAUCUAAGUGUGUGCUGCCUCUGCAAUUUCAAGUACUAUGUAACAUUCCACAUGACUGCCCUGUUUACAGCUGGCUGCAGGGCCAGAGUUUGAAGUGUAGAUACCUGUUCAACCAACCACACUGUUCCUCAGACCCCGCCCCUCCUCCCUCACUCUCCCCUUUAAUGAGACACACAGGCCUAUAAACAGAAUGGAGAGACAAAAACGAGUGAACACGAGACACAUAAAGCAUAAAUAAACAGUAAAGUAGUGUCUCAAACACAAAGUCAGACACAACAGGGACUGACACAACUGAGACACUUACAGCCUCAAGCAGGUGUGGACAAUCUCCUUAAAAGGGAGGUGGCUGCAAGUGAGACGCAGGAUUGACCAGGUGGGAAAACAGUCCUCCGAUUCACAGCGAACGCUCACAGCCAGGAUUCCAUGAGAAAACGGGACAGGAUUCAACCUCACAAAUAUAACAGACAAAUACUACAAGGGGAAAGAGUCGAAGGCUUGGGCCUGUAACAAAGAUAUCAAACUGAAUCAUGAGGGGCAAAAUAUUACACAUUUUGACUAAUGCAAAUCAUUAUCACAACAAAUAUGUUUCAGCUUCACAAUUUUAUCAUAAUAUUAAAAAAAGCAAUAUAUAUAUUUUUUUAUUAUGUUUUGUUUACUAUGGAUCAUAUUGGGACAAGGGAGUACACAGACAUAAAUAAUAAACAUUUCUUUGCACUGAAUUGUGGGCCAUAACAGUUUCAGGUCACUUUCAGGUCACAUGUUUGUAGGUCACUUUGCUGCUAAAUUAUAUCUAAUUAUUACCAUGGGUGUAGAGUAGUUCAGUGGAUGAGAUGUUUUUAUAUAUUAUACUGGAAUGAGAUGAGAAAUGAGAAAUAUAUAUGAAAAACUCAGCCAUGAUCAGAUUGUGAUUGUGCAGCAGAAGCUCUUUUCUGAGGGGAAUUUAACAAAAUAAAAGUGAAUUGCAUACUCA
This is a messenger RNA of Periophthalmus magnuspinnatus, 2157 nucleotides long. RefSeq names its product E3 ubiquitin-protein ligase DTX3L-like. The transcript is spliced from 5 exons. NCBI's taxonomy places the organism in Eukaryota, Metazoa, Chordata, Actinopteri, Gobiiformes, Gobiidae. Gene Ontology annotation, biological process: protein ubiquitination; Notch signaling pathway. The coding region runs from base 69 to 953 and encodes 294 amino acids. Gene Ontology annotation, molecular function: metal ion binding. The record is from RefSeq and is a predicted model, not a curated record.